Aspergillus fijiensis CBS 313.89 is the source of this 432-nucleotide messenger RNA. RefSeq lists its product as uncharacterized. NCBI's taxonomy places the organism in Eukaryota, Fungi, Ascomycota, Eurotiomycetes, Eurotiales, Aspergillaceae. Bases 1 to 432 code for a protein of 143 amino acids. The record is from RefSeq and is a predicted model, not a curated record. The transcript is spliced from 2 exons.
AUGGCCGACACCACCUUCCACACCACCCAGCAGGACAUCCGCAAGCCUGAGUCCCACGCCUCCCACGCCCAUGCUGGCCAGACCCCUGCCAACUCCAAUGUUUCCGCCAUGAAGUCCAUCGUCGACCAGAACAACGCCAACAAGGGCGAACAGAUCGAGAAGACCAAGGCCAACCUGCCCCUGCCUGACCAGCCCCCCGUCGCCAGCGACUGGAACUCGGCCGAUCAGAGAACCGUCAACGUCGGCUCGGGCGGUCGGGAGGGCCCCGUCUCCGGCGAGAACAACAGCGCCCUGCGGGAGCCCGCCACCGCCAGCAGCAGCGUCCGCGUCGAUGGAUCGGAGCUGCACCAGAACACACAGCCCGGCAGCGACGUCGGCCGCCAGGGUAAGGACAACCUUGAGGGUCUGCCCAAGGAUGCCCUUGCCCGGUAA